Cajanus cajan (pigeon pea) is the source of this 1863-nucleotide messenger RNA. Its product is annotated as serine carboxypeptidase-like 51. NCBI's taxonomy places the organism in Eukaryota, Viridiplantae, Streptophyta, Magnoliopsida, Fabales, Fabaceae. Gene Ontology annotation, molecular function: serine-type carboxypeptidase activity. Gene Ontology annotation, biological process: proteolysis. The record is from RefSeq and is a predicted model, not a curated record.
CAUCAUCAUGAAUACAUAUCCUUUCAAAUUCAGUCCACACAACUCUCGCGUUCUGUUUUCCCAGCUAAGCUUUGGUCACACUCUCACGUGCAUCAUGUCAAGGAUACACGUUACGUUGGUAAAUGGAAAAUGAAGAACAUAUACGUUAUACAUGCUCUUAGAGUUCUAUUCUCGUGACAUGAUGUUUCUGUCGGGAACUCUUACCAAAACGCUCUUCAUCACUUGACUCACCUCAAAACCAAUCCAAUAUAAAUUAUUUACCAUUCAAUUGGUACUGUUUACUCUUUUCUUGUUACGUACUCUUAUUGCUCCCUCUCUGUACAAAUGGAAAAGCUUUGUGUACUUUUGGCCACUCUUGUGUUCCUUGGUAUAUUGUUUCUUGGGGAAAAUGUAACUGCUUUGAGGACUAACGACGGAUCAGAAGAAUGGGGCUAUGUACAAGUCAGACCCAAAGCCCACAUGUUCUGGUGGCUUUACAGAAGUCCCUACAGAGUGGACAAUCCAUCCAAGCCAUGGCCAAUUAUUCUCUGGUUGCAAGGAGGACCUGGCUCUUCAGGAGUUGGAUUUGGAAACUUCAGAGAGAUUGGUCCUUUGGAUGCCAAUUUGAAGCCAAGGAAUUUCACAUGGUUGAAGAACGCAGACCUGCUUUUUGUGGACAAUCCAGUAGGAACUGGGUACAGUUUUGUGGAGGAUUCUAGACUCCUUGUUAAAACAGAUGAGGAGGCAGCCACUGACUUGACUACAUUGUUGACCAAGUUGUUCAACAGUGAUCUGAGACUCCAGAAGAGUCCUCUCUUCAUUGUGGCAGAGUCAUACGGUGGAAAAUUUGCUGUCACUCUUGGAUUAUCUGUUAUCAAAUCUAUUCAAAAAGGAAAACUGAAGCUUAAACUUGGAGGUGUGGUGUUAGGAGACAGCUGGAUCUCCCCCGAAGAUUUUGUAUUUUCAUGGGGCCCUCUGCUUAAAGACCUCUCAAGACUUGAUGACAAGGGGCUGCAAAUAUCAAACAGUAUAGCUAAGAGGGUCAAGCAGCAACUUCAAGCUGGUCAAUUUGUUAAUGCAACUAACUCAUGGAGUGAGCUUGAAUAUGUAAUUAACAUCAACAGCAAUUCUGUGGAUUUCUAUAACUUUCUGCUGGAUUCUGGAAGUGAUUCAGCAACCGUAUCCGCAAUGAAGCGGAAAUUAUUCAAAGAAAUAUCAAUGAGGCGAUACUCCAAGCAUCUUACUUCAACUAGAUAUUCUCCUGGUGUUAAUGGUGAUCUUAACAACUUAUUAAACGGUGUCAUAAAGAAGAAAUUAAAGAUAAUUCCUGAAAAUAUUAGUUGGUUUGACCAGUCCGAUAAUGUUUUCACAAAUCUUGAAGGUGAUUUUAUGAAGCCUAGAAUUGCUGAGGUUGAUAAGCUGCUGGCUCUUGGGGUCAAUGUGACUGUGUACAGUGGACAAGUUGAUCUCAUUUGUGCAACAAGGGGAACAGAAGCUUGGCUUAAGAAACUCAAAUGGGUAGGGCUUCCAAACUUCAUGAAGAAAAACAGAACCCCCAUCUUCUGUGGAAGUGACAGAAAGACCAAUGGCUUUUUCAAGUCAUAUAAAAACCUAAAUUUCUAUUGGAUCCUUGGAGCUGGCCAUUUUGUACCUAUUGAUCAGCCUUGCAUGGCACUAAACAUGGUGGCUGCAAUUACACAUUCACCAGCACCUUGAACUUUGAAGCUAGUUAUUACUCCUUUAUCAUAGAAUAAAUAAAACUAUUGUUUAAUGAUUAAAUGUUGAGUAUCGAGGGAGUUACCACAGAUACACACAUGUCUCCACAUUGGUAAGAAUCGUGAGAUAUUGUCCGCUUUGGGUCCAAGCCCUCACGGUUUUGCUUUU